AUGGCAUCUGAAAAGCCUGUAGCCCUCGUCAUUGGCGCUUCACGGGGUAUCGGUCGCCAAAUAGCCAUCGACCUCGCAAGCAAUGGCUACGCUGUAAUGCUAGCAGCAAAAACCACCUCCGACGCUAGCAAAACAACCCCUUUCCCCCCGGACCCAAACUCCUCCUCCUCAACAAUCUCAACAGUCGCCCGCGAGAUCCACGAAACCGGCGGCCAAGCCUCGACCGUGGCCGUUGACGUCCGCGACCCAGACCAAAUCCAACAUGCCUUUGACGAAACGCUGCGCGUAUACGGGAAACUAGACGUCCUCGUGUACAACUCCGGCGCGAUAUGGUGGUCUUCCGUUGAAGGGACGCCGUUGAAGAGGUUUAAGCUUAUGCAGGCUGUUAACCCGGAGGGAUUGUAUGCUAGUGUUCAGGCUGCGUUGCCGGUUUUCGGGAGGGGCGAUAGAUGGAAGGGGAGGAUUGUUGUUGUCUGUCCGCCUAUUUAUUCGAGGUUUUUUAGGGGGAAGACGGGGUAUGCUAUGGGAAAGGUUGGUAUGAGUGUUUUGGUCAAGGGUCUUGCUAUGGACUUUGUUCGUCAGGAGAGGAAUGAAAUGGCUAUCACGGGCAUCUGGCCUGCAGCGUCCAUCGAAUCUGCCGCAACAGAAUACAACAAAUCCUCCGAUAAAUCCUACAGAAAGGAUCUCCGGAAACCGAAAAUCUUCUCCGACGCAAUCCUAGCCAUGCUCCGCGCCCCGGCUACCCAGGUAAACGGCCUCCUAGACACGGAUGAGGACUUUCUCCGCGAGAAAUGCGGAGUCACCGAUUUCUCGCAGUACUCUGUGAUUCCCGGGUCGACGCCUAGACGGAUUAUGCCGGCCAAGUUUCCGGUUUUGGAGGUUGCGGAGCAGGAUGAUGAGGGGCAGAGGAUGGAUAGUACUAAGAUUCGGGCUGCUAAGAUUUAG
Penicillium cataractarum is the source of this 945-nucleotide messenger RNA. RefSeq lists its product as uncharacterized. The transcript has 5 exons. The coding region runs from base 1 to 945 and encodes 314 amino acids. Lineage: Eukaryota; Fungi; Ascomycota; Eurotiomycetes; Eurotiales; Aspergillaceae. The record is from RefSeq and is a predicted model, not a curated record.